Messenger RNA from Paramecium octaurelia, 1737 nucleotides. NCBI's taxonomy places the organism in Eukaryota, Ciliophora, Oligohymenophorea, Peniculida, Parameciidae. The record is from the annotation of a GenBank genome assembly.
AUGGAGGUAGAAAAACCGAUCAAAUAAGACGUUCACAAUUAUCCACCUAAAAUAGAAUAAGCAUAGGAACAAUAAACAGUCUAAAUUGAAUUCAAGGAGAUUUUAUAGGGUUUGGAAGAUUAAAUUGCAUAAGUGUUCUAAAAUUCUGCAUAUUUUGAAAAAGAAAACUUUAAGGAUCAUCAUUCUAUACAAAUGGUGAUCUUUAAAGAGUUGAGAACUACAGAGCUGUGGUAAUAAUUGUAAAAUGAAACUCCUAUGGGAAUUUAUAAUUCUAUUUUUCCAAAGAAAUUAAUUCGAUACUUGAUAGACUAAAUUAAUGUAAAAAUGAAGACGUCAUUCGCUAACUAGGAUGAAAAGCAAAUUAGAAAAAAGUUAGUGAAGUUAGAUUAAAUAUUCGAUUUUUUUGGAAUAAAGAUUAUAAUGGGAUACAUUAAGAUGCCUCAUUUGGAAGAUUAUUUUAAUGAAAAGUAAUUAUUUUAAUGCAAAAUAUUUGAAUGUUUUAAAGAGGGUAGAUUCAAGUGUUUAGAAUAAUGGAGUAAUUUCACUGAUGAAUGUCUACUAAAAAAUAUCAACAAAGCAAAACCAACAAAUGAAUUUUAAACAAUUAGAGUAUGCAAAAAAAUUGGAAAAACCUUAAGAAAUAUUAAAACACCUGGAAAAGAUUUAAUAUUAUAAGUAAAUUCAGGAUUCAUAAUAGAAUAGUCAAUCAAUUCUUAAUAAAUAAUGAUUUGUGAUCCAAAAAGCAAAUUAAUAGUUUGGUAAUACUUUUGUAGCAACAUCCAAGAAGAGAAAGUAGGUCUCUAAAUUGUUCAUGUAUUACAGUAAUUCAAGGAUAAUAAUCACACAUUGUAUGUUUACGAUAAUAUUCUAAAUUUAGAGUAAAUAGCAUUUUUGAAAAUUAAACUCAAGAUAUAAUGCGUCUAAAAGCUUGAUAGUGUUUAAGUAAGUUAAGUGCCUUAAAUUCCACUUUAUCUCGAUUAUAUGUCGAUAAUUAAAGAGCAAAAUGAAGUUUUUGCUGUUACUUCAGGAGAAUAGAUUUAGCAAUUAAUCUGCACUUAUAAUCAAUACAAAGAGACUAUGUUAUUGUAUUGCAUACACAAAUUUAGGCCAAAUUUUUCGUAUCUUCAUUUUUCAAGUGCAAUUAUGACUGAAUUAUAGGAGAUCACAAUAUGGAAUUCUUAUCAGAUUUUUAUAAAAAUAAAAGCAUAGUAGCACUAGUAAACGUAUGAAUAGUUUCGAUUAGGUUUAGCUUAAGAAUUAUUGAAGAAUAAAAUUGCUUAGAUAAAGAAUGUUCCAACUUUAUUGCAUAAAUAAAAAGUAGUGAAUGUGGCUUUGGGGACAGAAAUUAUUGGGGAUUAUGGCUAGGGAACAAAAAUCAAUACAAAAUCCUUAUUCCACAUACCAACAAUUAUGGCCACUCCUAAGACUUAUGCUGGAUCAAUGAAUUGCUUAGUUUGUAAGAGAAAUACUUAAUUAAUCACUUUAUGUAAACCUUGCUCAGAGAUAUCAGGUAAGUUAGUGAUUCUAUGUGCUUGUGAUUGUUUUUAUUUGUUCCAUUAGAAUACUUUGGAAUACAUAAUAAAUGGAGAAGAUGUUACUUAAACCUAGUAUAAAUCAAUAGAAUAAUCAAGUCAGCAAUUAUAUCAUUAAGCCUUUUAAUAGAAACCUGGUUUGAUGUAUGAAAAUGUCGAUAAGAGCAAAUCUGUUUAGUAUGCAAAGUAAGUAGAGAUUGAAUGA